Molecule: messenger RNA, 1415 nt
Organism: Trematosphaeria pertusa
Lineage: Eukaryota; Fungi; Ascomycota; Dothideomycetes; Pleosporales; Trematosphaeriaceae
Exons: 1
Coding region: 309-1097 (262 amino acids)
Source: RefSeq, a predicted model, not a curated record
AGCUCACGAUUCAGGUCCGCUCGGGCGGCAUAUAUGGCGGCGGUGUGGCCUGCUGGCCCAGAGCUACAGAAGAGUCAGCAUUUGCCCGCAAAGUACCAUAGCAUCAUUAUUCGUAUUUUGUGGGGCCUAGGAAAACGAAACCGCGAGACGCGUCGGAACUCACCCAAUGACUGCGGCAACAGUUAGCAGAGCUUCGAGCAUGUAGAUAUUGGCAGCACUUACUGACUACUUUUGAAUGCAUCCUCCGCGAGUCUAUUCUAGGCGACGAGGGCUGCCUCGAAGCGGAUGAAAGCCCCGCGGCAGGCGGAAUGCGUUGGGUCGGAGACGCCGCUGCGGCGAUUGGGACGGAGAGGAGGGAAAUGAACCGUGAGGAGGACGCCCGGCGGAGCGUUGAGGCAAACACUUUGACGGCGGGUGCGAUAUUCGCGUGCUGCUGUUCUUUGCGGGCGGGCGGGUGUGGGGAGCUUGGAUGCGCGAUGUGGGACGUCUUUGGUAGCUCGUGGGCGGCGCGGAGGUUUAAGAGGGCAGCUGAGGCGAUGCAGAAGGCACUGGAAGGUAUGUCUCAGCGGAGGGUUUUGCUAUCCUCGGCGAUGGUGAGGUCGAGAUUCGGGGUUCAGGUUGCUUGGAUGACAGGUCGCCUGGGAGCCGAAAAAUGGAGGGGCGCAACGAUUGGGCUCAAUACCGACGUGAUUAAUAUAUCGCGGUUGCCCGGCGGAGCGGUUCUAGAGACAGCCCAAAGAGGUCAAUUGCGCGGCGUGGAGCUCUGUGGUACUGGCAGGAGGCGCAUCUGUGGGAGAAGAAAAACCUUGGUCGUGGUGCUAGAGCCGCGUUCCGGAGCCAGACGCCAUCGGCAUCUCGCAACGCGAUUUGCGAGCAGGCCAAGCUCGAUUUCUAAGAACCGCCCGCCGAGACUCGCGCGCCCAGCACGGGCAGUGGGCAUGCCAUUCCGACCUCGCCGCAGAACAUCACUCGCUGUCUGGUUAUCUGAGUGUCGGAGCGUGGUGUUUGAGGAGCUUAUCUUCUGUGGUGCCGGGUACUGCGCGUUCCAAAGACCUGGCGCAGUCAUACUGCUUAACUUGGGGCAGCAGAGAGGCUGAUCAGACGUCGCCUUUGACAUGCGUCAUGUCCCUGCACGGCGUUCUCGAUACGAGAAGCCUGUGAUACCUAAUCCUCAGCGCCUGGCCGCUUGCGCAGCUUCUCCAUGCCGUACAAAAUGUCUCGUGUUGCUUUCUCAUCAACCGUGUCCCCACCGCCGGCUCUUCCGUCAGACCCUGCCUCGGGCUCCCCCGCCGCUCGCCGAUUAAACCAUUCUAGAGCUUCCACGAUGCUACCGUCCUCUGCCCACUGGCCAUCCUGCUGGUACGCGAAGCACUGCAGUCGAGACAUCGCCUACAGCAGCCCUGUCAGAUAAGGUG